Molecule: messenger RNA, 3812 nt
Organism: Hylaeus volcanicus
Lineage: Eukaryota; Metazoa; Arthropoda; Insecta; Hymenoptera; Colletidae
Product: dentin sialophosphoprotein-like
Exons: 8
Coding region: 523-3405 (960 amino acids)
Molecular function (GO): protein binding
Source: RefSeq, a predicted model, not a curated record
CAGCAGCGAGGUGCGGGCAGUCUGCGCACGGACAUCGAUCGAAGCUCACGUUCCAUUCCACUCCCCGAAAUUCCCGGUGUUUUCCUUUUCGAUUCGUUGACACAUCUCGCGAGACGAGAUCGGAGCGGGAACGAUCCGCGGCGCGGUUUUUCUUUUACGCGACGUUCAGAUCGUGCGGGUCGUGUCUCGGUGUGGUGACACUUGUGCCUUUCGAAGAAAAAAAGACUGAAAAUCCUCGGCUUGUGACUUGAUCGUUCGCCACCCUGCUGCCAACUCUUGGGACACUCUCGGCUAAUCGUCGUUCGUUUACACUUCGAUCGUCGAGGACUAUGCGCUGUUAACGUCUCCGCACCCUCAGGCACCUGUAAGUCAAGACAAGUUAACAAAGAUGAAUACACAACUAUUUUUCAAAGAAAUUUUUCGGCUCAGAUAUCAAAACAACCGUUCAACAACAUUGAGCAAGGAUGCUAUAACGUGUUGACUAUUGAAUUUUCUUCAAAAUAGAAGUCAGAUUGUGGAAGGAUGUUUAAGCGGCUGUCGAAGUCGAGGCGCCACAGCGCCGACGACGUCGCGCUCUCGUUGUCCAGCCCGACGACCCUGGACGAGCCGCCGGGGACGUCGACGCCACGGGACAACUGUCAGGGUAUCGGCCCAGCCGCCCUGCUGAGGGUUUCGAGGACGAAGUACACCAGGAGGAGCUGCGGAGACGCCAGCGCCAUGCAGGCGUUGCUCGCCACGAAGCAGGACCAGGAGCAGGACGUCGCCGAGGCCGAUUAUCAAAUGGUCACCGCCGUUCCCGCGUUCAUCGUCGAACACGAGCCCGAGAAACAGCGAGGCUCGAGUUUCGGAGUCUGGGGACGCAGGAUGAGCAAGAAGAUAGAUUCGUUCCGGCGGGCUGGUUCCCGCGAGACGAUCUGCUCCAUUUCCGAAAGUUCCGACACCGGAACCAACAACAACAACAACUGUACAACCAGCAACAACAACAACCUAACCUCCAAGAUGGAUAAAACACUGCCAGACCUAAAAUCAGACUCUAAAUCGGAAAAGAGAAUACCGGGAACGUUUCACCGAUCACCAUCACCCUUCAAGUCCUUCUUCAUCCGCAUGGGUUCUACGGGGAUGUUAAAUUCCGCUAGAAGCAACAGAAGGUCGCAAAACGUUGACGACAGGCUGAAAAGCUGCGAGAAGGAGAAUCUAUUCAGGAGCUGCAGCACCAGUCAGCUCAACACCAGUCCGACCUACGUGAAAGGAGACGAUCCCUCGGAAGGUAUCGAUCUCCAGAUCUCCAAUCGCAAGGACAAGACCGUGUCCUGCGACGAUCUGGCGCACCAGGACGACGACGUCUUCGACGACCACAUCAGCGACGUGUCCGCGACUCUCUAUCCCCUAGGAGCUCCCUCGAUGACUAGCUUCAAUUCCUGCGAUUUCAGCCAAUCAAGGACCGAUUCACCCAUGCGAAAAAGCAGCAGCUGCGACUUCAAAGAAACGAAGAAGUCCAGCUUCCCCUACGCUUUCCUACGAUCGAAGCUCUCCGUCCUGCCCGAGGAACGUCAUAGCACGUUCGUGUCGAAAGACGAACGACUGUUCAAGACCGCCUCCGAGGAGCACUUCCCUACCCUGAAGAUAGAGGACUCGUACACCGGCACGACGACGCUAGGACGACGACGCACCAGGACCAGCAAUCUGGCCAGAGGAAGCCCAGGCAAGUGUCAGGAGCCCUCGACCUCGAAGUCUGGGCGAAACUCGUACGCGGAAUUCCGCAAGAACUCGAGCAGGUGCGAGCAAGACAGGUACAGCCUGAAUCCCGUCCACUUGGAGAGGAUCGACGACAACUUCCAGCAAGAAGACACCGGUUGCUACAGCUCGUACGACAGCAGUCCGAUGUCCCUUCGAGGGAACUGCACCGUUCACCACGCUGAUCCCAGCCAGGACAGAGUGGACUUCUCGGGAAGGACGAACGAGUCCAGGUUUUCCGAAACGUCGUCGUUGAACGUGGACCUUGACAUGGUGGCUACGCUCAGGAACCACCGGCGGAAUUCCGCGCCCAGCGGCGAACAGAGGCUCUCGUCUCAUUACGUGAGCUCUAACGAAUCGGGCUACGACAGCGACGGACCCAGAGGAGAGUCCGCUGCUGCUUCAGAGAACGAGGGACUGAGCCUGAAGUGCACCGAUAGCUCGGACACCAGCAGCGUCGUGGACUCCGAGCUGGAGAAGCCCAUAAGGAGCUCCACGCCUAGCGAGUGCCAGGAUCACGAGAACGGUCACGAUCCCAGGACGAGGGAGAGCUCCGAUUCGGAUGUUAGAGCGGGAAGUUCCGAUUUGAACGAGGGCAUCGAUGGACUCAGGUGGCAUCAGAGCAAUUCAGGCAGAAUGCUGCCCAGCAUUCAUCAGACAUACGACGACGCCGCGAUGAAUUCCCAGUUCCCCGUAUGCGGAAACGGGAUGAGCGGUUUGCAGGCCUCCCCCAAGCUAUUAGGCAUUUCGCAGCAUCGGAUGAGACUGCAGCAGGACAAGACCAGGUUCCUCAGCGACAUCAUUCAACCGCCGAAGAGGGUUAGACGAUGCCGAAUGGUGCAGCUACACAAGAGAGAUCCCAAGGAAAGUUUGGGAAUUCGAUUGGCGCAGCAACGAUUAGGAGAACUGCGGUACGUCGUUGUACAGUUGGAGAACGACGGGAUAGCGCACAGAGACGGCAGACUCAGGCUCGGCGACGAGAUCGUCGAGGUGGAGGGUAAGGAGCUGAGAACUCUGGAGACCCUGGAGGAGGUCCAGGAUUUCCUAAAAUCCUUCACCAAUAACAAGAUACGUUUAAUUACCGCCUACGAGGAGACGGUGCCGCAGGUAUACGUCAGCCCGCCGACAUUACCUGGGGAGUACGAGUACCUGGAAAACGCGAAGAAUCUUUCCAACCUGUCGUUGAUCGACGGUCAGACGCAGCAAGGCGCGCAGCUGGAAAAAUCGAGCAAGUCCGCCGAGGAGAGCAUUCAAUCGACGAAAAGGCCGGACUUCCUACCGCUUUCCUGCGUGACCAAGGAACGAAAGAGCGCGGAAAAUAGUCUCGAGUCCAGCACGGAGCAGCAACAAUAUCUGACGAGGCACAUCGCCAAAUUCGAGAAAGGCUACGGCAAACCAAGUCUUGGCUUCAGUGUCGUGGGUGGCAGGGACAGUCCUCGGGGGGAAAUGGGGAUUUUCGUCAGGAGGGUGUUCCCUGGUGGCCAAGCUGACGUCUCGAAGUCGCUGUUUCAAGGUGACGAGAUAUUGAGUUUGAAUGGAAAGGUCCUGCGCGGCUACACGCAUCAAGAAGUUAUCGAAUUAUUUAAAGCGGUAAGAGAAGGUCCGGUUGAGCUGGAAAUCACAAGGAGACACAGGUAUCCAAAAACUAUUCAGAAAUCCGCGCCAUGCUGAAGGGAUGGCAACGUGGACGAAUCUGCCCACCGAAAGUGCUCUUUCGAUACAACUCUAAGCGACCUUAUCGUUCGCUACGUACGAAGUUUUAGGAUUCUAGUCUAUCAGAACGAAUCUUCGAUCUUUGAUGUUUGUUUCGAUUAAUUUAUUUAUCGCGGUAUCACAGUUGCGUAGUACUAAUUUUAUUAUGAAAUGGUUAUUAUUAUUAUUAUUAUUAUUAUUAUUUUUAUUAAUAUUAUUAUUGACAUGAUUAUCAUGAUUAUGAUUAUUAUUUUAAUUAUUAUUAUUAUUAUUAUUAUUAUUAUUAUUAUGACUAUAAGAUUUUAUACAGAUGCGUUACAGAAACGUGAAUCUAUUGUAUGCGACUUUUUUUAUUAUACAGGACAAUAAAGUGGACGUACUUUUAA